Messenger RNA from Cryptococcus wingfieldii CBS 7118, 1878 nucleotides. RefSeq lists its product as hypothetical. Lineage: Eukaryota; Fungi; Basidiomycota; Tremellomycetes; Tremellales; Cryptococcaceae. Bases 1 to 1878 code for a protein of 625 amino acids. The record is from RefSeq and is a predicted model, not a curated record. The transcript is spliced from 4 exons.
AUGGCUACGGUUCCCCAAUACUUCAGGGAUCUUUAUCCAACAUCCUGCGAGAAUGCGCCAGCUCCGCACACGAUCAAAAAUAAGCUCAAGCACAUUGAUAAGGAUUCGUACGAGAAUCCAGUGCAGCAUCUAUGGGACCAUCUGGCUCAGGAAUUCAUCGGUUCUUUGGAGCCCCUGGAGCCCUUCUCCGAGCAUACCAGAAAGGGAGGAGAUUUUAGUGCCUAUCAGAACUUCCCUCUCGAUCGCAUACGCUUCGAGGGCCCGCAGGGCACCACUUGCUCGUAUAGUGAGAGCUCGUUCUGUGAAGCUUAUACGAGAUGGAGGAGCGAAUACAGGAUCGAUGACAGCCAAGAACACAACAGACCAGAUCUAGUGUUUGCUGCCUCGCGCGCGCACGAGCCAAGUACCAAACGCGACAAAAAACGCCGUAAAACAAAUGAGCCCAAAACAUUUCCAUCCCAGUCCGACCAAUCUACCCAUUCCAAGACGUCCAAAUUCUAUCGGGAUUUCAAACUUCAGUCCAACGAGUAUCUGGAUUUGAUCCUGUCCUUGGUGUUUGAAGUAAAGGGGCGAGACAAACUUCCUUCCGAGCCUUUCCUGCAGGAAGCUGUGUACCUCAUCUCAAGCUAUGACGCAUGUGGCUGCUAUCUCGGUGGGUUUGCUGUGGGGAAGGAGUUCGCUUGCAUGAUGGUCAUCAACAAGGAAACCAUUCUGUUUGAGGUUCCCGAGGACACGCCUUUGACAACCCUUGGGAUUGAUGACAUGAUGGACUUCCUGGCCGACGAGUUCACCUUCCCCCAUGAGUUUAGCAAUGACACGGAGGCCUUGGACUUCAUCUGGCGGUAUUUCAAUAUUGCUUGGGAUGCUAUCAAAGAUCUACCCCUCGGCAGACGGUUGCAGCGGGUUCGGCAACCUCCGUGGGUGUCGCGGGAGGGUGUUCGAGAGAGGUUGACACCACCCCUGGUUGAGUUGGGGGGUAUACACCAGGGAUUGGCGGCCUUUUUGGAGCAUGCGCACGGAUUGAAACCAAAAACAGCAACACAUCCUGAGGAAGUCACCACCCCCUCUAGUAAUGUGUCAAGUGGAAAUCUGGACUCUGACCCUACCGCCUCUCGAACACGCUCCCAGAGCCCCCCUCGCAAGUAUGGCUCGCAUAGCGGCGCCCCCUCAUCCCUCACUCCCAUCAGCGACUUCGAACAUGAAGAGGAAAUGAGCAAUGUAGAUGACGAAGAUGGUGCAGAUGAGGAGCACGAUGAUGAAGAGCACGGCGCAGACCAACGUGGCGUUGCUCGUGUGGGUGGCAAUGGUUUGGGUCUGGCGUCGGAGAUGGGACCUCAAAGGCUUUUAACCGGCAAGACUUCAGAGGAAAUCCUCAAAACCCCUAUUGUCGGCAAUCAUUACUCUACAAGAGACGUUUAUGAUUGGCUAUCUUGCAUUCCGACUUUCACACCCCAUGACCUGCUUUCCAGCGAGAACUACAACACCCUUACUGACAAGCCUCCCUCUUUUUCCAAAACCAAAGGCAGCAACAACACAUCAGAGGACAAGUCGUUGGGGGUAGGUGAAGUCGAGGAGCGGCCUGCAGUGAUGGCAGGUGGAGUAGGAUUCAAGCGCAAGGGUCAAAGUGCUACGGCAGGCAUUGGGGAAGGUGCAGACUUUGGUAUGAUGAAGGACGAGGGUAGGGCUCAGGAAGAGCGGGAAGACAGGUCCGAGACGGUGGAAAGGUCUGAAAGCCCUUGCAGAAGCGAGGACGAAGGCGGGUCUGAUAUACUGGCUUUCCACGACAUCCUUCUCAAGAGAAACAUCAAAUUUGUUCUCACGGAGAAGAGUCUGUUUAGGGCUAUAGUCGACAACGUCAAGGCUACGCCGAGAGUUUGA